UAUAUGAUAACAAUCUUACUGUUCAUGCAGUUUGGAUUUCCUUAAGCUUUAAUAAACCUUUUUGAUCUUUUUCUGUGACUCUUUGUGAGUUGAGAGAGACAUAGACAGAGAGAUAGAGUUGCAACAUUUCUGGGUCGUAAAUCAUGGCUUCCACGCUGUUACUUGUCGUGGUGUUCGUGUUGGAUCUGAUAGCUUUUGCUCUUGCUGUUGCUGCCGAGCAAAGAAGGACCAAAGCCCGGUUAACAGAAGAUCCAAACUACAGUUAUUGCGUUUAUGAUUCUGACAUCGCAACUGGCUUAGGUGUUGGGUCAUUCCUGUUCCUAAUGGCUAGUCAAGUCCUGAUUGUGGUGGCAAGUCGUUGCUUGUGCUGCGGGAAAGCUUUGAGACCAAGUGGUUCUAGAGCAUGGGCAAUUUGCUUAUUCAUUACCUGCUGGGUGAUGUUUAUUAUUGCUGAAGCAUGCUUGCUGGCUGGUUCUGUGCGGAAUGCCUACCACACCCAAUACAUGACUCGAUUGAAAAGUAAUCCUCCUUCCUGUGAGAUGCUAAGAAAGGGAGUUUUUGGGGCUGGGGCUGCUUUUGUGGUCUUAACAGGUAUAUUCGCCCAGCUUUAUUAUGUUAGCUAUUCUAAGGCAAACGAUGUUACGUCUACCUAUGCAAGGGACACUGGUGUGAGGAUGGAGAAACUAUAAUUGCUCUCUCGGAGAGAGACUUGUGGUAUUCUAUUAUGUAAUUGAUCAGUUGAUUGGGUUUCAUGUCAACUGAUCAUGUUCCUCUCUUAAGAGUGUUUGAUCAUGUAAUUGGAUAUCCACAUCUGUAUUGUGAUCUGUAAUUUUGUAGAUUUUUCGAAUUGAACAAAUCUAUUUGCAAAUCUGUUUAUUGACACCAAACAUAAAUUUAUUUGCAAUUCUGCUAUUUAAGUUUGUAAAUAGCAGAAUUCUUUUGUUGAA
This is a messenger RNA of Juglans regia (Persian walnut), 947 nucleotides long. RefSeq lists its product as uncharacterized. Bases 144 to 689 code for a protein of 181 amino acids. The transcript has 3 exons. The record is from RefSeq and is a predicted model, not a curated record. Lineage: Eukaryota; Viridiplantae; Streptophyta; Magnoliopsida; Fagales; Juglandaceae.